AUGACUUCAGUUAAGAAAUCUCCCUUCAAUUUAGAGACUUGCGCUCGUCCCAAUAUUCUUGCGUUGGAACCAUAUCGCUGCGCAAGAGACGACUACAAAGACGAUGGGACGAACAUCCUCCUCGAUGCCAACGAGAAUGCCUAUGGGCCGACCAUCUCCCCUGAAAUCUCCGCAGCUACUUCCCUGUCGAAACCCAAAGACCCGGCGUCAAUCGACUUUCUGGGUCUCCACCGAUACCCAGACCCUCACCAGCACGACCUCAAACAGCUCCUCUGCAACCUCCGCAAUACCCACGUCCACACCUCGAAAUCUAUUACCCCUGCCAAUCUAUUCGUAGGAGUGGGCAGCGAUGAAGCAAUCGAUGCGCUGCUGCGCUGUUUCUGCGUUCCCGGCCGCGAUAAGAUUCUCGUCUGCCCGCCCACAUAUGGCAUGUAUUCCGUGUCCGCGCAAGUAAACGACGUCGGCCUUGUGAAGGUUCCCUUACUCCCAGCUCCCGAAUUCGACCUCGACGUGCCGGCCAUCACCGCUGCGCUCUCUGGCCCCGAGGCCGCGAACAUCAAGCUGGUAUAUAUCUGCUCGCCGGGCAACCCCACGGCGUCUUUGGUCAAGAAGGAGGAUCUGAGACGGGUGCUGGAACACCCGACUUGGAAUGGAGUCGUCGUGUUGGAUGAGGCAUAUAUUGAUUUUGCGCCCGAGGGCUCCUCGCUCGCCGAGUGGGUUGCCGAGUGGCCGAAUCUAGUCGUGAUGCAGACGCUCUCCAAAGCUUUCGGCCUCGCGGGCAUCAGAUUAGGAGCCGCAUUCACAUCACCGCAAAUAGCGUCCCUGCUCAACAACCUCAAGGCACCAUAUAACAUCUCCAGUCUCACAAGCGCAAUUGCCUGCCAAGCAUUGCAAGAGGGAGGACUAAGCGUCAUGCGGGGCAACCGCGAGAGGAUCCUAGCACAGCGAGACAGGCUCCUAAGAGAACUGCCCAAGGUGAACGGGAUAGGGAGAUUCCGGGGCGGAGCAGCGAGCAAUUUCCUCCUAGUGGAGAUCCUAGACGCAGCCGGUAAGCCCGACAACGUCACAGCCUUGAAGGUCUACGAGAGACUGGCCGAGAACAAAGGCGUCGUGGUCCGCUUCCGCGGAAAGGAGCACGGCUGUCUGGGCUGCCUGCGGAUCACCGUCGGCACCGAAGCCGAGGUGACUCGAUUCCUCCAGGAAAUCGAGGCGGCCAUCAGGGAGGUGCACGGCGAGGCUGGGGAGAUCAAUGGCGCUGCUGAGCAGCAGGCGGAGAAGCUGGCGAAUGGCAUUGUUUCGUAG
Molecule: messenger RNA, 1302 nt
Organism: Amorphotheca resinae ATCC 22711
Lineage: Eukaryota; Fungi; Ascomycota; Leotiomycetes; Helotiales; Amorphothecaceae
Exons: 2
Coding region: 1-1302 (433 amino acids)
Biological process (GO): L-histidine biosynthetic process
Molecular function (GO): pyridoxal phosphate binding; L-histidinol-phosphate:2-oxoglutarate transaminase activity
Source: RefSeq, a predicted model, not a curated record